Messenger RNA from Arachis stenosperma, 1223 nucleotides. RefSeq lists its product as uncharacterized. NCBI's taxonomy places the organism in Eukaryota, Viridiplantae, Streptophyta, Magnoliopsida, Fabales, Fabaceae. Gene Ontology annotation, cellular component: nucleus. The record is from RefSeq and is a predicted model, not a curated record. Gene Ontology annotation, biological process: transcription by RNA polymerase II. Bases 89 to 781 code for a protein of 230 amino acids. The transcript is spliced from 3 exons. Gene Ontology annotation, molecular function: transcription coactivator activity.
CAUCACCGGUGUCUCUGCGGCUGAGGCUGGAGGUUUCCAGAAUCUGGAUUGAAGCGAAUCAAUCAGAACCAAAACCCUAAAAGCCGCGAUGCCGAAGAAGAUGGGAGUGAACACGAAGGCGGAGGUGGCCAGGGCUCGGAAGAGUGCCGUCGAAUCGGAGCGAAAGGAACGAGAGACUCGUGCGAAGGAGGAGGAAUACUGGCGCGACGCGGAGGGUCCAAAGUCGCGGGCGGCGAAGAAGAAGGAGGAAGAGGCGGAUAAGAGAGCGGAGGCAGCUGCACGGAAAGCGGAGGCGCGUCGGCUAGCGGAGCAAGAAGAGAAGGAGCUGGAGAAGUCGAUGAAGAAACCGGAUAAGAAGGCGAACCGCGUGUCCAUCCCGGUGCCUAAGGUGACGGAGGCGGAUCUGAGAAAGCGGCGGGAGGAGGAGCAGGCGGAGCUUGCGAAGAAGGCAGAAGAUGCGAAGAAGCGGCAGAGCCGGACUGCGGCGGAGGAAGAGUACGAGCGGCUGGUGCUGGUUUCCAACACGAAUCGCGACGAUUCCGUGAUCGAAGCUCGAUCUGUGGACGAUGCACUCGCUCAGAUGAGCAUCGCUGACACCUCCUUGCCACCUGAUAGGCAUCCGGAGAGGCGCCUCAAGGCCUCCUUCAAGGCCUUUGAGGAAGCUGAGCUCCCCAAAUUGAAGGAAGAGAAACCUGGCCUCACUCACACUCAAUACAAAGACCUCAUCUGGAAGCUCUGGAAGAAAUCUCCUGACAAUCCUCUUAAUCAAAUUGCAGAAUGAGUGAGUUAUCAAUGGAAAGCAGAUUAAGCAUUCUUACAGAACAUUGCAUUCACUCCAAGUUCGUAUUUAGCUCAUAAAACUCAACAUCCUCAGAUAUUGUUGUAGAAGAGAGUGUGAAGAGUGAGAGUUGUUCCGUAAACCAGCUAAGUAGUGUCUUUUCAUGUGUCCUUACUCUGCUAUAUGUACAUUAAUUGGAUCAUAAGAAUUAUCUACUUCGUGUGUCUUGUUUGGGCAUUAAUAAUAGCAAAUAUCCUGUUUGAGAGCCAUCAAUGAAUGGGAAACAUUAUGUGUGAAUAAUAGGGUGACGCCAAUUCUUCUGUGCAUUCUAGUAGUUAAGGUUUUGUAACAAUUUGGAUCUUCUCAGGUCCAAAAUAAAUAUGAUAAGGUCACUCAUCUGUACCAUGCAUUAUGGAGUCACUAAAAAUGGCGGCAAUAGUUGAAA